Ilex paraguariensis (yerba mate) is the source of this 1455-nucleotide messenger RNA. The record is from the annotation of a GenBank genome assembly. NCBI's taxonomy places the organism in Eukaryota, Viridiplantae, Streptophyta, Magnoliopsida, Aquifoliales, Aquifoliaceae.
GAUGCUGAAGAUGGAGCGCAAGGUCCAAUCAGCUAGGCGGCAUGAGUCGAUCUAUUGGCAUUUAGCUUCACAUGGUGUCCCAAAGAGUUUACAUUGUCUUUGCCUCAAACUGGCCGAAGAGUAUGCUGUGAAUGCCAUGGCACGUUCUCAUUUACCUCCACCUGAAUUUGUUUCUCAUCUCACUGAUCCUUCAUUCGAUCACAUCGUUCUUCUAACUGACAAUGUCCUUGCUGCCUCGGUCGCCAUCUCAUCUACCAUCAAGAGCUCAGUCAAGCCAGAGAAAUUGGUGUUCCAUGUAGUGACUGAUAAGAAAACCUAUACUUCAAUGCAUGCAUGGUUUGCAAUAAACUCCGUAAAUUCAGCAGUCGUGGAAGUCAAAGGAUUGCAUCAAUAUGAUUGGCCUCAUGAGGUGAAUGUUGGAAUUCAGGAUAUGCAAGAGAUUCAUCACCUGAUCUGGAGCCAUAAAUAUGACAAUUUGAAGGACAUUGAAUAUAAGGAAGAGCAUGAAAGGAACUUAGAGAUUCUAAACCUCAGCUGUGUUUCCCUUUUGAAUCAUCUGCGCAUAUACAUCCCGGAGCUGUUUCCAGAUUUGAACAAGAUUGUGUUCCUAGACGAUGAUAUUAUAGUGCAACACGACUUAUCAUCUCUAUGGGAAUUGGAUCUCAAUGGGAAAGUUGUCGGUGCGGUUGUUGACUCAUGGUGCGGUCGUGCCUGUUGCCACGGUAGAAAAUACAAGGACUAUUUCAACUUUACAGAGCCAAUUAUAUCUUCAAACUUGGAUCGUGAUCAGUGUGGGUGGUUAUAUGGGAUGAAUGUUUUUGAUCUCCAAACAUGGAGGAAGACCAAUAUCACUGCAAACUAUCAUCGAUGGCUUAAACUUAACCUCAAUUCUGGAUUGACAUUAUGGCAUCCUGGAGCACUUCCACCUGCCUUGCUAGCGUUCGAGGGUCACGUGCAUACCAUUGAUCCAUCGUGGCAUGUUGCUGGGUUAGGCCAUCGAUUUCCACAAGUUUCCCAACAGGUAUUGGAAGCUGCAUCUGUUAUCCAUUUCAGUGGACCCGCAAAACCGUGGCUUGAGAUUGGGAUCCCUGAGGUACGAAGCUUGUGGAAUCAACAUGUGAAUUUCUCAAAUGAACUUAUUAGAAAAUGUAGAAUAAUAGGGUGACGAGGAGGACAACUUUCUCUCACUCGGGACGUAUUCGUUCUGAAACCAAACGCAGAGGCAUAGUUUGAGACAGAGGGAAGAAGGUUUUGCCUUCAGUCUCUGCUCACACUUAGCUCUGUACAAUAUGGCAUUAUGAUACCUUGUCCAUAACUAGAAAGUAGACGAAGGUAGCAUGCAAUACACAAUAGAUUUAGGAUCAUGGAUCUAGCUCCACACGUUAUUAGUACAGUAACAAUUCAAUGAUUAUAUGUUAUACUUUACGUAAGCCUACAUGUGCUUUUCUCUAUGGG